Molecule: messenger RNA, 1089 nt
Organism: Capra hircus (goat)
Lineage: Eukaryota; Metazoa; Chordata; Mammalia; Artiodactyla; Bovidae
Product: testis-expressed protein 19.2-like
Exons: 1
Coding region: 34-1089 (351 amino acids)
Biological process (GO): male gonad development; spermatogenesis; placenta development
Cellular component (GO): nucleus; cytoplasm
Source: RefSeq, a predicted model, not a curated record
CUGCCUGUCUUUCAGGAGUCAGGCAGCUUGGCCAUGUGCCCUCCAGUCAGCAAGCGGUAUGGGGCAGAGGGCAUGUCCUAUCUCCAUGCAUCCUGGAUGUAUCAGCUUCAACAUGGCAGCCAGCUAAGGAUCUGCUUUGCUUGUUACAAGGCUGCCUUUCUGGACCUUAAGCAGCAGCUGGAGUCAGAAGACUGGGAAGACGGAGAUUGGGACCCUGAGCUUAUGGAUAACUCAGAGACAGGGUCUGAGCAAGGGUCAUCCCCAGUGAUGGGGCCAAACUGGGCGCAGGGCCUAUGGCAGCCUGCACAGGGCGAGUCUGUGGGCUGGGGAUUGGACACCCUGGAGUCAGGCCCUGUGGAGUCAGAGGACAUGGACCUAGAUGAUCACUUUGUGCCCACUGAGCUGCAGCCUCAGGAUGCGGCACCCCUGGGCCUGGAUGCUGAAGAUGCUGACUGGACCCAGGGCCUUCCCUGGAGAUUUGGGGGAAUCCCUACCUGUUCCCACUGGCCAAGCCCCUCUGUUCCAUGGGAGGGGUUUUUCAAAGUGGACUUGCCUCCUGGAGAGCCCAUGGUAUUAGAGCUGGGCGCCACCCAGGACAUGGACCCUCUUGAGGCUGAAGCCUAUUUACUGGACCUGCAGGUCCUUUCCCUAGUGGGCUGCUAUGAUGCUGUCUACCUCCAGAAGAUGAAGCCAAGAAGGGUCCAAAUGACCCCAGGCCAGUGUUGGAAACUGCUGCUGGAGCCUGAUGAGGUGUGGGUGGUGAGACUCCAAGAUGCACCCCAGAAGCAAGAACUGCACCACUGGAAGCUAAGCAUUCUGGAAUCCUCCCUUCCAGGGCAGAUUGAAGAGCUGGUCCCUGCAGAUUCAGCCCUGCUUAAGAGGGGAUUCACCAUCCUUUCUUAUUCACCCUGGGCCAAGAGGAAGUCUGAGGAGGGAGACUCAGCCUCUAGGCCACAGUCCUCCACCCAAGGAGGGGAUGCCGGCACCAGUGGGCCCAGAGAGCCUGGGGAGAACCUGGCUGCUGUGGGAGCCUCGACCCUGGGAGAGCUGCCACAUUUCCAGCCCCUCAACCCAGGGUCCCAGAACUGA